Chelmon rostratus (copperband butterflyfish) is the source of this 4037-nucleotide messenger RNA. RefSeq names its product solute carrier family 10 member 7 (gene slc10a7). The record is from RefSeq and is a predicted model, not a curated record. Gene Ontology annotation, cellular component: plasma membrane. The transcript has 12 exons. The coding region runs from base 108 to 1133 and encodes 341 amino acids. Lineage: Eukaryota; Metazoa; Chordata; Actinopteri; Chaetodontiformes; Chaetodontidae.
UUUGUGACAGAAAAGCUCCAGUGAAGAAGCCGAGGAGUUGUAAAAGUUCGGUCCGGCUGGUGUGACGGGGGCCGGCGGGGUUAUCCGGUGAACCCCGGGGCUGAAACAUGGGCCUCCUGGCGAGUGUACGGAAGGAAUGGUUCAUCAUCGGGAUAGUGCUGGUCAUCAUAUCGGCCAAACUGCAGCCCAGCGUCGGUGUUAAAGGAGGUCCGCUGAAGCCAGAGAUCACCAUAGCGUACGUUGCUGUCGCCCUCAUUUUCUUCAACAGCGGCCUGUCGCUGAAAACAGAGGAGUUGACCAGUGCGCUGCUUCAUGUUCGGCUGCACCUGUUCGUCCAGUCCUUCACGCUGAUCUUCUUCCCGCUGGCCAUUUGGCUGCUGCUCAGAGUUCUCACGCUGACCGCCAUCGACCAAUGGCUGCUCAGAGGGUUACAAACGGUGAGCUGCAUGCCCCCUCCGGUGUCCUCUGCCGUUAUUCUCACCAAGGCUGUCGGAGGCAACGAGGCUGCUGCCAUCUUCAACUCGGCGUUCGGAAGCUUCCUGGGGAUCGUGGUAACUCCGGUGCUGCUGCUGCUCUUCCUCGGCUCUUCAUCCUCCGUUCCCUUCACCUCCAUCUUCUCUCAGCUCUUCAUGACUGUGGUGGUUCCUCUGAUCCUGGGUCAGGUGUGUCGUAGUUUCCUCAGGGAGUAUCUGGAGCGGCGGAAGCUUCCGUUCGGCACCGUCAGCAGCGCCGUCCUCCUCAUGAUCAUCUACACCACCUUCUGCGACACCUUCAGUAACCCCAACAUCGAGCUGGACCCCAGCAGCCUGCUGAUGGUCGUCCUCAUCAUUUUCUCCAUCCAGCUGAGCUUCAUGCUGCUCACGUUUGCCUUCUCUACCAGGUCAGGCUCAGGAUUCAGCCCUGCAGACACUGUGGCCAUCGUGUUCUGCUCCACACACAAGUCUCUCACUCUGGGUAUUCCCAUGUUGAAGAUCGUGUUUGAGGGUUACGAGCAUCUCUCUCUGAUCUCAGUCCCUCUGUUGAUCUACCAUCCAGCUCAGAUCCUGCUCGGCUCUGUUCUCGUACCAUCGAUCCGCAGCUGGAUGACCAGCCAGCAGAAGGCGGUGAAACUGUCGCCUGUUCAGCCCGUCUGAUGAAGAUAAAAUUCGUGCUUUGUUAUGGUGGACUACGUCGGAGGGAGACGCUUGUACGUGCCUUGUAACAACCAAUCAACAGAGACCUCAGCCAACGGAGGGGGCAUCUCCGUUUCUCCGGCAACAGAAAACUGAUAUUUCAUAUUUCCAUCAUAUAUAUAUAUAUUCUUUUAUAUUUAACAGAAUCAAAAGUUCUAUUUUUCUAUGAAAUACCCAAAAGUUCCUGCAAAGAGAGGUCAGCUGCUUGUUUUAUUUUUUAACAAAAGGAGCGUUUGUUUUGAGCAGCAGCACCUCCCAGCAGGAACAGGAAGUGUGGAGUUACCGGGACCAUUCUUUUUUAUUUUUCCUGCUCUUUUCUACGUUUUUCUACUCGGCCUUUCUUCGUGCUGUCACUGCCAGAAUGUGUGGACGCGUGUUUGCGUUCAUGUUGAAACAAACGGAUGCUGUAUUAUCUGAUUAAUACACAGUAUAAUAAUGACAGCUGCUUUGGUUUCUGACACUUUGUAGAAUAACGGGUGUUGAGUUAACAAAUGAUCUUUCCAGAUGAUGAAGGUGUGACGUGAACAUUGAGGAAGGGGGUUUAAUUUAACAGGCUGAAAAAUGAAUGACAGAAAAAUGCUCCAAUGAAAAAAGUCAAGUGAUCCUUAAAGUUACGGUUCAUCUCAGUCUACGACAAGUCGUGUUGUAGAUGUCGGGAUUUCACAGGAUAAGUCAAAGCUUUGACCCACUGGUGGUGCUGGUAGAGGAAAAGUCAGGAGAUCACCAAAAUAACAGGGAUUCAUCAUCUGAGCACCAUGAAAGUCCAUCCAGUAGUUGUUCAGACGGAGUAUUUCAGCCUGGACCGCAGUGGACUGACGUAGCUAGCAGGGCUGAAAAUGAAGUUCUUUGAACAGUACAGGGUCGGGUCUUAACUAGCAUACUCUGUAAAACAUAAAUUCAGUAGAAUGUGAUAAACUGCUCAUCCUUAUUGACAUAAACUCAACUGAAAACAGCACAAAGACAUAUAUGAUAUAUUUAAUGUCUGACCUCAUCAGCUUCAAUGAUUAAAUAAAUAUAUGAUUAUUCUGGAUUUGAUGCAGCAACACGUUUCAGACACGUUGGGGCAGGUUUCCCUGUUCAGAGGGAUGACCGUGAAUGUAUCGUCAUCACAACCAAUAAAAGCUCCAACACAUGACAUCCAUGAAAGACUGAUCCUCAGUCCAUUCAAACAGGGAUCACAGUGUUUUUAGUUCAUUUGUGACGUUCAUGGACCAAACUGACACACGUGUCUGGAAAAUGUACGGGCACGACUUUGCUCAGGGGCGUUAUUUCCAUGAAAUCCCUCGCUAGCUGUCUGGCCUUACCUCUGGUGAUCUGUGUCAGUUCUGUUUUCCAGGACCUUCUUCUGUGAGGGCUUUCAUGUGGCAUGGGGGCAGCCCCCCACUAGCCCCCAGCAGCCAUGUUGGAGGGCCUCAGCUCUGUGAACAGUAUUUCUGUUGUAGCAGAUGGUAGCAUUAGCAUGUUAACGUUACCGCCCUGUAUUUACUCAGUCAUCCUGCUGGAUUCUAGCACCUCGACCAUCCAUCGGGAGUUGCUCUUGUACUGAUAAGAACAUGACCCCUCACUGGCUUCCCAUCUGAUGUACAUACACUGCCAGCCGUGUUCGCUGGAACCCGUCUGGUCUGCGCGGAACUCAAUUCCACCUGAGGAACCUGCACCUUUGAGCUACUUUGUACUGCAUGUCCUGCCCCCUAUCUCUGGGGAAAAUGUCCAUAUUGGACUAUUCCGCAGUCCACAAUUCACGUUCAGUGUUGAGUUGUAGCAACAUGGAUGUAAGGAGGUGGUGGAGGUGGCCAAAAGGUGGUGCUUGGGUGUGUGGCACAUCCAACUUUUCUUCAACCCGUGACCUUAAACCUGCAAUAACCUGCAAUAAUAAAAUUUUUUGGCCACUUGGGGGCAGUGGAAACAAGUUGUGAACACAUUUUAAGUUAUGAGGCGGAUUUGUUAGCAAACAGUCGCUUAUUUACACAUCCAGUAGUUACGGAGCAACAUUGUCAUUACUCUUUAGUCAUGUUUGUGUCCACCAAAGUAAAUUUUCACUCUCUCUUAGCUCUGUUUUUGGUCUCUGCCAUCUUCUGGUGGAGAUAUCCGCCUCUUUAGCUGCUAAAUGCUCCACCGUGUUCACCAGCUACGACUUAGCCAACCACUUAGCCGCUUUGUAUUGAACAGCUGCCUGUUGCAGCUGAAAGCGACGCUAUGAGAGUGAACCAGAACAGCAAAGUUGUGGUCGGACAGCGAAACGAUGGCCUGAAACUCACUUUAAAGCUGAGGGAAGCUGCUGGGAACAUUGUAACUGAACAUAAUUCAGGGAUUUUGCAGAAUCCUCUAAUAUCGCAUGUAGAAAAAAGAUAACCAUGGGUUUACUUCAGGCACAUUACACCGAGCCAAAGAUGUAGUUCAAAGGUCUUUAUUAGCCCGCCUCAGCUGCCAAUGAGUUUGUCAUUUCUUCUGAACAUACAACGUCUUUGGCGGCACUGCCGGAGGAGGCCCUUAUUGGGAGUGGUGGGAGUUAUUGCAUUUCCUCAGAUGAAGAUCCCCACAUGAGAUGAUGAAGAUAGAUUGUCCGAGAGUUCGCUUUGACAGAAAACGUUACUGAUCUGAUCUUCAGCUCCUUGCUGUCAGCCUGGUUGGUAGAGAUUUAAGCACCUAUAACAAACUGGUGUCAGCCGCCGUUAUUAAGGGGGUUAUUGAUGCCUCUACAGCACAAAUGUAAUUUCAUUGGUUGUCAACCAACAGUCGGUUUACAGUCAGCCUCUGUCUGUUUACAGUGUGAUUGAUUUGCCAGCAGUAUAUUUUGGAAGGAAAGAUAUGAAGUAGGGUUUGUAUGGGUCUGUUCUGUUUCUUUUAAAUAAACAUAUGAGGAAG